CUUUCGAGGCCGUGUAACAGAAUAUCUGACAACACUAAAUUGUGCAUCCCUUCUGGGUCACAGUUGAUACGGGCAGCGUUCCGUCGAAACUUGGGAUCGGAAGAAGCGCGGUCUGCGUUGACUAGAUUAGAUCCAAUCGCUACAGCCUGCAAAUCGGAGCAAUUUCCUCUUAAUGACAGCAACAUGACUCUCAUAUAGCUAGCUUCCAGAUAGUAAUGCGCUACCUUUUUGGAAAAGUGGUCGUUUGCUCUCCGCCGGAUGCUGAGGAUGCGCAGAGGCUGCUGAUCCUGGGUCAGCAGUAGAGGAGCCCUCCUGGGGAAAGGCUGAGCAGGCGUUCCAGAGGCGACAGGGGACCCCUUGGCCACGUCACGCGGGCGGCGUUGGAUGCGGCAGGAGAGAAAAGCGGCAGAGGAAGGAAGAGCGAACCGGGCCCGCCGCGCCCCUCCCCCGACGACCUCCGCGCUUUGAUGACAGGGCGAGAUGGAAGGGUAAGGGGGGCGGGACUAGACGGCACGACGAGUGGGAGGAGCCAGAGGGCCGGCGGCUGCGGGCGAGGCGCAGGGGGCGCCCCGGGGCGAGACCAGGAGCCACCAUUUCCCGGGUGGCGCUGCGGGCGCGACGGAGGAGCGCGCUGUCCCGCCUGGAGGUGCUGUGGAGGAUGACCAGCCUGUUCCGGCGCACCAGCGGCGGGGGCGGCGGCAAUGGCGGCCCGCGGGCCGACGCGGACGCUGCCGAGCUCAACAACAGCCGGCCAGCACGGCAGGUCCGCCGGCUGGAGUUCAACCAGGCCAUGGACGACUUCAAGACCAUGUUCCCCGGCAUGGACUACGAGGUCAUCGAGUGCGUGCUGCGUGCCAACAACGGUGCCGUGGACGCCACCAUCGACCAGCUGCUGCAGAUGAGCAUUGAUGGGCAGGCCUCCGACGACAGCUCUGACACCGACGACAGCAUCCCUCCUGAGAUUCUGGAACGGACGCUGGAGCCAGACAGCUCUGAUGAGGAGCCCCCUCCCGUUUACUCCCCGCCCACCUAUGACAUGCACAUCUAUGACAGGAAAUACCCGGAAGCUCCGCCCACUCCGCCACCCAGGUUUGAGGCCCAGCCCCCUCCCGGUCACCGGCAGGUUCGCAGCUACAGGGAUUGGAACCCUCCGUUGCUAGGCAACCUGCCCGAUGACUUCCUGAGGAUCUUGCCCCAGCAGCUGGACAGUGUGCAGAGCUCCCAGAGCAGUCUCUCCUUGCCAUCCUCCUCCUCCUCCUCUUCCUCGCUGUCCACCACGGCACAGCAGGUUGCGCUGGGGGGCGGGGCCGCGGCCGGGGCUGGGACUGUUGCCACGGGGACAGAGCAGGAGCGCAAGCUGAAGCAGUACCUAGAGGACGAGAGAAUCGCCCUCUUCCUGCAGAACGAGGAGUUCAUGAGGGAGCUGCAGCGUAACCGCGAGUUCCUCAUCGCCCUGGAGAGAGAUCGGCUGAAGUAUGAGUCAAAGAAAUCCAAGUCCAAUCAUUCAUCUGCUAGCAUGGAGAAUUCCACAGCAGGAGAGCACUGCGCCUCGGGCUCGGGGGAAACCUGCAGCGCGGUUUCAGAUGACGCCUUGUUCCGAGACAAACUCAAGCACAUGGGCAAGUCCACCAGGAAGAAGCUUUUUGAAAUAGCCAGAGCGUUUUCUGAGAAGACCCGAAGGAGAAGGACGAAACGAAGAACACUCCUUAAACACCAGUCACUGGGCACCGCUGCCUCCACAGCCAACCUCUUGGAGGACGUGGAGGGAAACCCAUGCGAGGAGGAGAGCCAGCUCAGGAGACGGGAUGCUCAGGAAGAGGAGGACCCCCGCCAGGAAGCGUCGUCAUGAUCUGUGCAGACGGUUCCUGCAGGUUUUCCAUGGCAGCAGUGGAAUUACCUAAGGUUUUGACUCCUCCUAUCUGACCCAGACCAGCCAAUCCUAGGCCUGCCAGUGCUAUGGAAGACACCCUCGAACACCACGCCCAGUUGAAGAGGAACUGCACUGCGCUGUACUUGUUUUGUCAAGGCACCCCCAUUUCCACUCUGGACUAAGUCUAAUACUGAAUGCUGAUUUGAUUUGAUUUUAUUUGAUUUCAUAUGCGAGGCUAACUAACAAAGCAGUAAUCCAUUUUUUCACAACCAUUUUUUGUAUUAUUUCCCUGAAAUAGAAAAACGAUUAUGAUAUGAUUAUGGUUAUGCUUUCGCAGCGUGACCUAGUUCUGUCUUUCUCAUUUAACAUUGCUUUACAGCCCAUGUGAUGGCUCCCUGGGCAGGUGGUUUUAGAUAUUAACAUACAGGGGCAGCCAAGACUGUAGAUGUGAUCCUGGCCAAAAGCAGUGAGACUCCAUGUUCAAGUGCAGGCUCUUCUGCUCAUAUGUUGCUGAUGGAUAUAAGAUGGCCCUUUGCUGUGGCUCAACUCUACGGCAGCCACUUGAAUCAAAGCCUGCCUAUAAGUUCCUCUCAUGUAUACUGAGGUGCAGUAAAUUUAGCUACUUGGCUAGAAUUUCCUCUCCGGAAUGCAUGGGUUGAUACCAGCAAACCGAAAUUGUCUCCUGUUGCAGUAGGUUAUAUUUCAAAUUACCUUCUUGGUCAUAGAUACUGAUACAGGUCUUUGUUGUCGAUGCCAAAUUUUUGCUUAAGAAAAAAAAAACGUUUUCUUUCAUGAUGUCACCACAGAUUACACUAAUUGCCAUUUCCAGGCUGCUCCAUGAGGUACACUGAAAAUAAACCUGACUGAGAGAAUGAAAUAAUACACACAAUGCACACAAUGAGCUGGUACUGUCAGUUCUGUACUGCUGUGUCUUACAAGAUCAAUGCUGUUUUUUAACAUAGCAGUUCUCUCAUUUUAAAGGGGCACUCAUAUAGUUAGAAGCCAAUGGUUUAUUAUGAUGCAAGAUUGUUUGCUCCUAUGGUAUACGCCCUCUGUUGCAUUCUGGUUACUAUGCGUAUGACUGGGUGAGAGGAAUACCCUGAGUCCGUAAUGGCAGUACAUAUUAAUGAGCAGCCUGACCUUGAAUAUAUUUGUUUUUUGUUUUUUUUUUUUUUGUUUUUUUUUUUAUUCCAUAUAGUAGUAAGUCUUGAAUUCAGCUCAUUUCUGCUAAUCAGUCAAGCAGAUGUUGUUGGCCUGAGCCAGGUCUCCUUAAUGGACAUUACUGAGGCAGAGCUGCUGCUUCAGCACUGGUGCACACGUAGUUGAAAAAAAGACACGAACAGCUCAAAGAGAGCUAUAGCUGAUAAAAUGGGAAUGAAUCUUUUAUUUCGAAAUGCAAUUGCUUAAAAGGAAAGAGUGCUUAAAUAUUGAAUGAGUCACUGUCUCUGUGGCAAAGAUGGAGAGCGAGCUUCUCUCCUCUCACUCUGGUGCCCAGAAUGCACUGCAAGAUGGGGCUUAACUUUUAGUAGAACAUAGGUAGAGUGAGGAAUCUUGUGUCAUGGAAAAAGAUCUUCACCAGUGUUACUGUCCUUAUUGUAAUUUAACAAUUAGAAAUAUUUUAUAGAGAAAAGCCAAAAUAUUUACCAGUUACAGAUGGCUAUGUUGUAAAAUAAUACAGAAAUGCAUAGUGAAAAAUAGAAUUCUGUGAUGGGGAGAAAAAGGAGAAAGAUCAAAAAUUUGCUUUGAAACUUUUGUUUGAUAUGUGAAGGUUUAUUUAAUUGAACAGAAUAAAAUAUGUCAUUUAUUUGUCACUAAAGACUGAUUGGACUACAGGCCUGCGGCUUUUGUUGAAUGGUCCUCGAUAAGCUUGUUCCAAUGAUCAGUCAAUGAACGAGUUGAAUGGGACGUAUGUGUCUGUUUUGUUUGUCCAUUUCGCUGUUACCACGGGCCAGAUAAAUCAGUGCAUAUUGCAGUGCCACCCUUCAUGAAGUGGUUUGGAUUUUGAGAAGAUCAUAAUGGGCUCCUGACACGUGAAGAGGUGGACCCAAAUCCGCUGAAUCCCAGAUGUUGACUGGUUAAAGUUGCAUGCGUGCUCUGUAUGAUAGAUUCUAGGAAACGUACAGAAACCAGCGAGCAUAUUCCCUUUAUUUAGAGUUUAGUUAUGUGGGUUGUCUUCACGCCAGUUGUCUGUUCUAUGUGUGUGUGUUUUAGAUAGUGGGCGUUAUGAAAGAAGAGUCAAUUCAGUGCUUCCACAGCCCUGACUCUCUUGUUCUGGAAAACUGUGCCGAUUCCAUGUAAAAGACACAUGCAAAUUAGCUGAAAGGACCACAAGACACAGGGCCAUUCUCUCUGCCUUCUCACAGGCCUGAUUGCAUAACCCAUUUGAACCCUUUACCUGGCUGUGCAGAUGUGCCCAGCUUUUUCUUACAAGUAAAAACCUUUUGCAUUCCCUUACUUUGGAAGCUCAGGGCCGGAGAGAGGAUGGGAUGGAUGUUCUUUAGGACGUCCCCCAUCAAAUGCAUGUUCCCAGUCCCUCUGUAGCUGAAGAGCAGAGUGCCAUAACAGAGGAGAAAUAGUUUUUUUGUUUUUUUUUUUUUUUUUACACUUACGCAGACAUCCGAGUGGAGAGCACAACGAUGCAUCCCCACUGUGACAGACUGUCUCUGUUUGCAGUGCAAAACUGUUCGCCUUUCACCAUUUAGCGCCAGCCUCGUCAUUAGGGCAGGGACACGGCAGGUUCUUUUGUCCUUGUUCCAGAAUCCAGCCAGGCGCCGAUGUGACACGUCAGUCGGUUUCGUUAGAGGAGCAAGCAUACAGUACAUACAGCUGUUGUCUCAUGUGUAAUGCCCAGGGUGAUUUUGCAUGCGUGGAUGAAUUAUUUGUGGACUUAUUAAUGGAUGUAUAGUUAGUCAUUUUAUCAUAAAGAAAGCAUUCGUCACCGACUGUGUGUGUUAUCUGCAGGUAAAUAACUAAUCCGCUCAGGGAAUUUCCCCCAUACUUUCUGUUUUCUGUUCAGAUUUCUCUUCAACUGUCAGGCAGAAGCACAAUUCAACAACAGGUGGUGACCAUAUCAGAGUUUCUGCAAGGAUAAUGUGCAAAACCCUGUGCAUAAGAUGAGCUCCCUGGACAGGAAAAGCAGGAUUCUAGAUCAGUGUUUCCCAGCUGUAGUCUUAGGAGCACACUCUCCUGGUUUAUGUUCUACCUCCUCCUAAUUAAUUGGCCUUGAUGUAGGUGCUGAUUAGGUGCUGAUCUGGGUUUGACAUGACUUGAAAGUUAAAUGAAUUAAAGGUGUUUAUUCAAUAUUUUUGUCUAUUCAUAUUUUGCACUUAAUCCAAGUUAUGGUGACUGUCAAAUAUAAAUGGUUAUUGAGUUAAUUGCGCUAGGCCUUAAAGCAGUUGAACGAUUUUGUUUACAGGGUAAAAGACACCAGAAAUAAGUUGCUUUGCAUGUCUUUUAUGAAUGCUCAACCACGCAACACAUUUCCUUCACAAAAGAUUGCACAUAUUUGUCAAGUGACGUCAGAUCCAGCUCAGUAUUGAAUUAACUGCCUAAUCAAACCUGAUUGACCUAGUUGGAACAAUAACCAGAGAUCGAGGGUUGGAAAACGCUUUUCAGUCUCUUUUAGAGGAAAAACAACCCACAGUUUAACCUAGCUAGGUGGAUUCAUUUCAUUGAAUUUGGCCAGAACCAUCAGUAGUUUACAUCUAUUGUGUCUUCUCAAGUCAUCCAAAUGUUGGACAACAAUUAUAGUUGUUUGUAACUCAUGCUACACUCAC
Molecule: messenger RNA, 5646 nt
Organism: Megalops cyprinoides (Indo-Pacific tarpon)
Lineage: Eukaryota; Metazoa; Chordata; Actinopteri; Elopiformes; Megalopidae
Product: CUE domain-containing protein 1-like
Exons: 11
Coding region: 659-1849 (396 amino acids)
Molecular function (GO): ubiquitin binding
Source: RefSeq, a predicted model, not a curated record